This is a messenger RNA of Didymella exigua CBS 183.55, 1982 nucleotides long. Its product is annotated as glycoside hydrolase family 32 protein. The record is from RefSeq and is a predicted model, not a curated record. Gene Ontology annotation, biological process: sucrose catabolic process. NCBI's taxonomy places the organism in Eukaryota, Fungi, Ascomycota, Dothideomycetes, Pleosporales, Didymellaceae. Gene Ontology annotation, molecular function: sucrose alpha-glucosidase activity. The transcript has a single exon. The coding region runs from base 24 to 1904 and encodes 626 amino acids.
CUUUGCGCUCUUGCCUCUUCACGAUGCGCGGAAUGUACAAACACGCCUCGGUGGCUUUGUUCGCAAAGCUGGCUACUGGACACAUCAUCUCUCAUCAGGCGUCCAUCGAUUAUGCAGGCGCUCCACCCAAUCUCUCGACAUUGGCCAAUUUCUCUCUGUUUCAAACAUGGCGUCCGAGAUCGCACGUGCUCCCUGCCUUUGGGCAAAUUGGUGACCCGUGCAUGCAUUACACAGACCCACAGACAGGCUUGUUUCACGUUGGAUACCUAUACAAUGGCACGGGGGCUUCCGGUGCGACGACCGAGGACUUCGUCACUUACACCGACCUAAACAACAAGUCGGCAAACUUCAUCGUCGCAGGCGGCAAGAACGAUCCAGUAGCAGUAUUCGAUGGCUCCGUGAUCGAACGCGGGAUCAACGGAACUCCAACAUUACUUUACACCAGCGUCAGCUAUCUGCCUAUCCAAUGGACUGUUGCCUACGUUAAGGGCAGUGAGACGCAGUCACUGGCGAUCGCGAGGGACGAUGGCCGCAACUUUACAAAAUUGGAGCAUGGCCCGGUUAUUCCGAGUCCACCGUUCGCGGUGAAUGUCACUGGGUUCCGCGAUCCAUUCGUGUUCCAGAACCCUCAGGUUGACAGCCUCCUAAAGAAGACCAAUGGUACCGAAUACACGAUCAUCUCUGGAGGUACGCACGGCGGUGGACCAAGUCUUUUCUUGUACGCCCACUAUGGCGACGAAUCCGACAACUUCAAGACUUGGGAGUACAUUGGCGAGUGGUGGCAUGAGAAGGCGAACACGACCUGGACCGAAGCUGGUUGGGCCGGACGCUGGGGCUUCAAUUUCGAGGUCGGCAACUACUUCGCCCUGGACAAGGAUGGUUACAAUCCUCAAGGCGAGAUUUUCACCACCGUAGGCGCAGAGUGGAGCUUUGAUCCUAUCGUACCGCAAGUGUCUGACAACCGAGAGAUGCUUUGGGCUGCAGGCAAACAGUCGAUUGUAAACGGUUCCAUCAAGUUCGAGCCAACCAUGGCAGGAAGCUUGGACGCUGGACGGUCUGCAUAUGCUGCUGCGGGCAAAGCUGUUGCAUCGUCCUCACGAGCCAGCCAGAAGAGCGGUGCACCAGACCGGUUUCUGACGUACCUUUGGCUGACGGGAGACUUUUACGGGACUUUGAACACACCAAAGGCACAGCAGAACUGGACCGGCUCACUCCUUCUUCCCAGGGAGCUGCGUGUAGGCUGCCUUAAUGUCAUCGAUAACGAGCUUGCGCGAGAGAGGGGUGCAUGGAGGAUCGAUGCUGAGCACGACAAUGGCACAGUGACACUCGCCACGCUACACCAGAAGAUCGCCCGCGAGCCCUUGGCCGCUUUCAAGUCGAACGCCAACGCUGUCAUCACGCAGGCUGGAGGCCUCCGAUCGUCCGGUGCGACGUUUGACCGCAGUCCAAGCAGCAAGCACUACGUCCUGUCGGCCUCGAUCACUUUCCCUUCGCGUUCUAAUUGUACCAUGGCUGGGCUUGAGAUACUGUCCGGUGACCUCGAGACAACGCGCAUUUACUACCAAUUCUCGAACGAGAGUCUAAUCGUUGAUCGAUCCAGAUCAUCGGCAGCCGUAGCGACCAACGACUGGGUUAUGACUGAGACCGAAAGUGGAAAGUUGCGCUUGUUCGAUGUGCCCGGCGUGAUUGGCACAAAAGUCGAGACCUUGGAUCUUACGAUCGUUGUUGAUGGUGGUAUCGUGGAGGUACAUGUGAAUGAUCGGUUUGCGCUGAGUACCUGGAUCUGGAGCUGGUAUGAAGACAGCAAGAAUAUCCGCUUUAUUGCAGAAGGUAGCGAGGUCGAAUUCGGGAAUGUGACGAUCUGGGAGGGCCUGAUCGAUGCCUGGCCGGAGCGCAGCACAUGAGAUGUUCCCAAAUGGGUACGCCAAACCAAAAGUUUUGUCAAUUUUAAUACGAUUAUGUCCCUGGUGAUGCUGUACCGC